Molecule: messenger RNA, 516 nt
Organism: Colletotrichum navitas
Lineage: Eukaryota; Fungi; Ascomycota; Sordariomycetes; Glomerellales; Glomerellaceae
Exons: 3
Coding region: 1-516 (171 amino acids)
Source: RefSeq, a predicted model, not a curated record
AUGGCCAGCCUCCAGUCGCCAGGUGCUGCCGCCUCUCUCCAUUCCGGCAUCUCUCGCCAUUCUAUGCCCCCACUUCCCUCGCUUUGCUUUCAAGACCGUUUGCUCUCUUUCCGAUCACAUGCUACUUCUGACGAAAGGUUGCGUCUCAUUUCCUACGCGUCCCCUGAUGUGUGGUCGGUUCUGCAACUGCAACAAAGCACUUACCGAGCAAGCGCUUCAACCAUCAUGAAGCUUGUCAACAUCAUCACCGUUGUCCUGGCCCCAAUGUCAGCCAAGGCCGUCUCUCAAAAGCCCGUCCACACUCCGAACCCACACGUCGAGCCAAUGUGGUCCAAUUGCAUCAAAUUUCACCAGUCUCUGCCCAACGACACUUGCCAAACUCUUGCCGACAAGAACGGCCUCGAUCUCGCUGAGUUUAUUGCCUUGAAUCGCGGCGUAGGGGGGCUGAGUGGCUGCUCCAGGGGAAACGUGAUUACAGGCUACUGGUACUGCGUCAAGCCGAACGUUUGGGAAUAA